Messenger RNA from Salvelinus sp. IW2-2015, 1565 nucleotides. It is a transcript of the gene vps37d, whose product is annotated as VPS37D subunit of ESCRT-I. Gene Ontology annotation, cellular component: ESCRT I complex. Gene Ontology annotation, biological process: ubiquitin-dependent protein catabolic process via the multivesicular body sorting pathway; protein targeting to membrane; protein targeting to vacuole. The record is from RefSeq and is a predicted model, not a curated record. NCBI's taxonomy places the organism in Eukaryota, Metazoa, Chordata, Actinopteri, Salmoniformes, Salmonidae.
GUCAGUGGCAUUACAUAUUAGCUGCAAACGUGGUAAGUAUGUGUCCCUGCAUCUUGUAUUGUCUCCGCCAACAGAAACGUUCCGUUCUCGCUACGCGGUCUGCUUCAACACUACACGCGCGUGCGGCUGUGCUAUUCACUGCGAACGACAUGGAACCAAAUGGGUUUACAAACGAAGUCGUCUGAACUGCUUGUGAAUGAAUACAAUGUCCCAUUUUAAGGACACGAACUCUAUCCCAGACGGGUACAGGGCUCUGAACACCAGUGAAUUGCAGGAGCUUUUACAAGAUGAAGAAAAAAUGGACCAGAUCGUCCGACUCAAUGAGAAGUUUCAGGAGCUGCAGGUGGACAGAGAGAUUCUGCUGACCUCCAACCGGAGCUUGGCCGAGGAGAGCCUCGCCAGGCGACCCCGCCUCAACAACGGCAAACUCCAGCUGGCUGAGAAAUAUAGGGAUCUGACCAAUCUGGCAACCGCCUGCCGGGAAAAACAGAGCCGGCUCGAGGCCGACAUACAGAAGCACAGCCUCCAGACAGCACAGAAUCUUCUCCAGGAAGAUGUGGCGCGUGCUGAGGAACAGUCUGAGGACCUCCUGGAGAAGUUCAUGGAGGGGAACGUGCCCCUGGAGGGGUUUCUGGACUCCUUCCAAAGCUCCAGGAAGAGCUACCACAUCCGCCGUGCUCAGGCCGAGAAAAUCCAGGAGUUCAACCGAGCAAAACGGAAUUCCAGCAAACCCAAAAAGCCAGAGGAGCGAGAGGACAAGAUUCGGGACGAGAACCCGGAACCCCAGCGGACCAACGGCUUCAUGGCCCAGGGCCCGCCCCGGGUCUUCCAGCUCCGCUACGGCCUCACCCCCGCCAUCCUGCUUCCCCACUUCCCCCUGCCACCAUCCUCCACCACCUCACCAUCUGCCCCGACCCACACCAGUCUACCUCCGCUGGACUCCCAGCCGGGCCAGACCCAAAUCCUGAGCCCCAGUACCCCGCUCUCUGGACAUGGGCAUCCUGUGAACCUACGGGUCAUUGGACAGUUACCCGGAGGCUGGUCAACCAGACCGAUGCGGUUACAGCAGCUCUAUAGACCCGCCCCUCACCAGCCUGAGCCUCCAUACCGAUAACAGAGGCAUGGGCCCUAGAGGUCUCUAGACAUGGAACCAAACAGUGGCUACCAGACUCAUGCACGCAAAGAUGGCUUUUGAAGCGUUUGUGGAAUUGAUCUGAAACAUGUUCGCCAUCCAUGACACAAAACGUAAACAUACCUAAAAUGGGAUAUAACCAGAAGCCAUAAAGCACGGAAUAAGUUUAGUUGAAAGCAAGGGAGUAAAUGAAGGAGAAACAGGGCAUGGUUUUCAUUUUUAUUUGAAUGUUACACUUCCAGGGCGUCACAGGGUUGUAAAGCACAGCUAUGAUAAGGAAAUGUCACAGAUGGACUAGUGUCUCCAGCUUGUCAUAAAGGACCCCAUUGUCCAUCCAUCCGACUGAGAAUUGCAAGGUUUCUAUGAAAUGGCCUGGUGUCGUUUUGCUGAUGAUCAAUAAAGUCCAAAUCAUGGUUUUUAUUAUUAACCUAAA